AUGCUGUUGAAUCAGACGUCUCGUGAUGAUUCCUCCUGUGACGACUUCGUUUACGACCCGUACAUUGUCCCAGCGCUCUACUUCCUGAUGUUCCCCGUCUCUUUGCUGCUGAAUGGCGUCACAGCCUGGGUGUCUCUGCACCUGGAGUCCACCAGCACAUUUGUGGUGUACCUGAAAAAUCUCGUGGUCGCUGAUCUCAUCAUGACCUUGAUUAGCCCAAUGAGAGUGGCAAGUAAAUUGCCGCAGGCCUCAGUUACUGUAUAUGCCCUUUCCUGUCGGGUUUUCAGUGCGAUCUCCUACAGCACGCUCUACACGUGCAUCAGUUUUCUGGGCCUCAUAGGUCUGGACCGCUUCUUCAAGAUCAUGAUGCCCCACAACAGGCUGUUUGGCCGCAAUCUCACCCUGAGCAAAGUGGUGUCAGGCUCUGUUUGGCUGAUUCUGUUUGGCGGUACAGCUUUACCGAAUAUCAUUUUGAGUGACCAGUCGGUCGCCAAUAUGACGGAUAUCACUUGUAUGUCAUUGAAAGGACAAGCUGGACUUGAAUUCCAUGAAGGGACGGUGAUCUUCCUGAAUGUGUUUUUUUGGCUCGUCAGCGUGGUCAUCUCAGUCUGCUACAUUUGCAUCACAAAGAAAGUCAUCCAGUCGUUCCAAAACUCGGGCAGUAACAACGCGCGAGGACAGAAAAAGGUCAAGCUGCGCGUUUUUCUGGUCGUCGUCGUGUUUUUCGUGUCUUUUGCACCGUACCACCUCGUCAGGAUCCCGUACACCUUUCAUCAAGUCAAUAAUGCCGAGCAGAACAGCUGCUCUUAUUUAAAGGGCAAGUUGGCCAAAGAUCUCAGCCUCUGGCUUGCCAACGCAAACAUCUGCAUGGACCCGCUUCUUUACGUCUUCCUGUGUCCAGAGUUCAACGAGAAAUUGAUGUCUAUGAUGAAAAGUGUUUCCAACUCAGUGAAGCGGCUUCGGCAGGCAAAGCAGAAGUGA
Solea solea (common sole) is the source of this 981-nucleotide messenger RNA. RefSeq names its product P2Y purinoceptor 13-like. Lineage: Eukaryota; Metazoa; Chordata; Actinopteri; Pleuronectiformes; Soleidae. Gene Ontology annotation, cellular component: membrane. The transcript has a single exon. Gene Ontology annotation, biological process: G protein-coupled receptor signaling pathway; negative regulation of adenylate cyclase activity. The coding region runs from base 1 to 981 and encodes 326 amino acids. The record is from RefSeq and is a predicted model, not a curated record. Gene Ontology annotation, molecular function: G protein-coupled purinergic nucleotide receptor activity.